AAUGUUUGUAAACAAUGAUUGAGUUAUGAAAAGCGUUUCAAUGAAUAGACAUAUGAUUUGAUUUAAAAAACAAAACAAUGGACUAUAUGUGGGAUCAACAGCUGAUCCCAUUCAGUGAUAUCAACUAUGAUCUCUAUCGUAACACAUCGACACCGAUUGUUAUCGAUUGGGGCGCCUAUUGGUCACGGGUUGGCUUUGCUUCCGCUGUCACCGAUUGUCCGCAACUGAUCUUUCGAAGUCUGAUAUCAAAACAAAGGGCUAAAAAAGACUCUGAAGUAUUGGUCGGCAACGAUAUUGUCGACAUCGAAGCCGUCAAACGUGUCUUACGAUCGCCAUUCGAGUUGGAUGUGGUCACACAAUUUGAUUCAAUGGAAACCAUCUUCGACUAUAUGUUUGCCAAUCUGGCCAUCGAUACGACUCGUGUCGAACAUCCGAUUAUCCUAAACGAGGCCUUUUGUACACCACUUUGGUCUCGAGUUAACACUCAAGAGUUGAUGUUUGAAUGCUAUGACAUACCAUCGCUGCUCUUAGGCGUCGAUUUUCUAUUCAGUCUUCACCACAAUUUACCCGAAAUCAAUAACUGUCUCAUACUAUGUAUGGGUCACUAUACUUGUCAUAUCAUACCAGUGAUCGACGGAACCGUUUGCAGCCAACAGUCGUCACGAAUCAAUUUGGGUGGACUUAAUCUUAGUCUUUAUUUGCAGAGAUUAAUGCAACUAAAGUAUCCAAAGCUGACACAAGAGUUUACGUUUACAAAAUGUGAACAAAUGGUCCAAAGGUUUUGCAAAUUUUCAACCGAUUAUCACUCGGAAAGCUAUUACUGGAGUGAAGAUUCUUAUUACGACAAUAAUGUCAAACGAUUCAAAACCGUACAAUCCGUGAACACAACAACCGAACAGUCAGUUGCCGAAGAAUUUGUUCAACGGGCUCAACGUCUUCUGAAAAAAGUUAAAACCAAUUAUAAUAAAAAAAGAGAAAAACAGCUAUCGGAAUGGGAAGAAAGUCGAAACAAAUUGAAAACAUUAUUGGAAUUAGUCGAAGACGAAGAGUUAGCUGAACCGGCAUUGAUUGCAAAAGCCUAUCAAAAUGCUGGCGUAAAAAAUUUAAACGAAUUGAGAAACAAAUUAAACGAAUUGAAUGUCAAUAUUAAACAAAUCAAGACUCAACUGAACCCAAAGGCAGCGUCUGAAGAGACGGUUAUCGAUGAGAUCAUUAAAUGGCAAAAUCAAUGUCCAUUUGAUGAACAACAAUGGAGUUCAUAUGUUAGACAAUUGAGAGCCAAUAAAAUUGGCGAAAAUGCUUGGCUUCUGAACGAAUUGUUGCGAGAAUACGAACUCGAAUGCAAACGACUGAAAGGACACCACGGAGUGGCCGAUAAUGUCAUCGAAUUUGGAGCCGAACUUAUUCGGGUUCCAGAAUUGUUUUUCUCUCCCGAAGCACUUAUCAAUUAUUCUCAGUGUGGUAUCAGCGAUGCCAUCGAAGAAUUGGUUAAAAAAUUAAACAAUCCCGAGAUUAGUGAAACACUUUUUAUAACCGGCGGCUGCGCUAACAUUGAAGGUAUUGUCGAAAGAGUAGCUAAAGAUGUGACAGCUAUGAGACCAUUUGGUACACCACUUCAUGUCAUCAAAGCUGCCAAUCCAUCAUACGAUGCGUGGAAAGGCAUGAGAGACUUGAGUGGUGAUCAACUUUCCGAUAAGUUUGUGUCAAAACAGGAAUACUAUGAAUUUGGUGCCGGAUUUUUGAAACAAUUUAAGUGU
Oppia nitens is the source of this 1757-nucleotide messenger RNA. RefSeq names its product actin-related protein 5-like (gene Arp5). Gene Ontology annotation, biological process: regulation of DNA-templated transcription. NCBI's taxonomy places the organism in Eukaryota, Metazoa, Arthropoda, Arachnida, Sarcoptiformes, Oppiidae. The transcript has 5 exons. Gene Ontology annotation, cellular component: cytoplasm; Ino80 complex. The annotation marks the transcript as partial. The record is from RefSeq and is a predicted model, not a curated record.